GGGGAAAAUAGUUAGAUACGCUCGAGAGCGCCUGCGCGAAAAACCCGGAAGCAAAGCUGUAGAGCGACACAACAAUGCGACGCUAAAACGGACCCAAACAGUUUUGCAUGUCUACAUUUAAUAGCAGCCAUGGUGUGCUGCUCCUCCUGCUCCAGCCUGUGCUCCUGCUCGUCAGUCUACACGCUGGCCUUGGGCAUGAGUUUUGUCACCCUGGGCACCAGUCGCAUCCUGCUACUUAAAUUCUCUGCUAAUGCUGAGAACAAAUAUGACUUCCUCCCGGCAUCUGUCAACCUGCUGGCGGAGGCGCUGAAGCUGCUCUUCUGCUUAAUAAUGUCAGUCAGGGUGUUCAUCCAAGAGGGGCGCUCAUACAGAGAGCUUCGCUGUUCCUCUGCCUCGACCCUACUUAGAUCUCUGAAGUGGGCUGUCCCUGCUUUCCUCUACUUCCUUGACAACCUUAUCAUCUUCUAUGUCAUGACCUACCUGCAGCCUGCCAUGGCAGUCCUGUUCUCCAACUUUGUGAUCCUCACCACAGCUAUUCUCUUCAGGAUCGUUCUAAAGAGGCGUCUGUCCUGGGUGCAGUGGGCUGCGUUGGUCAUACUCUUCCUGUCCAUUGUCUCCUUGACAACAGGAUCGGGGUCCAGCCAGAAGUCCGUGUCCAUGCUGGGUGUCCACUCCAACCCCCUCUCCAUCCCAUCCAACUCCUGCCUGCUGUACACGCAGCUGCUGGAGCAGAUGAAGAACAGCAGCGCCAGUGGCUCGUGGGUCUCGACCCUGCCCGGCCAAGUGUGGAGGGACAGCCUGGUGGAAAAGCUGCGCUCCCUGGGCAUAGGCCAUAUUCUGCUCCUCCUGCAGUGUUUCAUAUCAGCCAUGGCCAACAUCUACAACGAGAAGAUCCUCAAAGAAGGAGACCAGCUUACCGAGAGCAUCUUCAUUCAGAACAGCAAACUGUAUGUCUUCGGUGUGAUGUUUAAUGGUUUGACCCUCGUCACUGGACAAGAGGCUCGAGGCCUCACCGUCCACUGUGGCCUCCUUCAUGGUCAUAACGUCUACUCUCUAGCUCUGGUGGUGGUAACUGCUGCCCUUGGUUUAUCCGUGGCCUUUAUCUUGAAGUUUCGAGACAACAUGUUCCACGUGCUGACGGGCCAGAUCACCACGGUUCUGGUCACCGGCCUCUCCCUCUUCCUCUUCAACUUCCGCCCCUCUCUGGACUUCUUCCUGCAGGCUCCCAUGGUCCUGCUGGCCAUCUUUAUCUACAACGCCAGCCGACCGCAGGACUUGGAGUACAGUCUUCAACAGGCAAAACUGCGGGUCAUCAACGGGGAGGUGUUAAAGAGGUCCAGAGGGGAUGGCGAGGAACUGGAACUGCUGACUAAGGCCAAUACAGAUAGCGAUUCAGAAGAGUCGUCUUUGUAGCCCACAGGAGUGUUCAAGGCACAUUGUGUGGAUUUUUUUUUUUUUUUUGUGGCUGACGCUGGAAAAGGUUGAGUUGCGUUGCUGCUGUGAUGAACUCGUGCCAGGUUUUUUUUUUUUUUCUGUGGUCCAAACUCAAUUCGGAAAGGAAGUAAGUCUGCUGCUGUAUUGUGUUCCAUGUGGAAUCAAGUAGGUAAUUCUUUUCAAAUACUUUGCAAUUGUGAAUGUUUUGAAUAAUAAGAAUAAGAGUGCAUUUUCGGGAUGAAGCUUAUUUGUGGAAGGUGACCAAUUAGUCUGGAAAUUAUACACAAACUUUUUACGCCUUAAUGCCGGUGCCACAUUCCACACACUUGACGACAGGUAUCACACGUAAGGGACUCUUUGCAAAGCACAACAAACUUGUCUCUUUGUGAUGUUUUUUUUGUCCUGUCGCAGUGCAAGUAUUUAUUUGAGUAUUUAUCCAUCGAAAAUGAGCUCUUUGUUUAUGUAUCAUGUGCUAACUGGCCAACUGUGCAAUAAACUGCAAGUAUUGUG
Molecule: messenger RNA, 1944 nt
Organism: Doryrhamphus excisus (bluestripe pipefish)
Lineage: Eukaryota; Metazoa; Chordata; Actinopteri; Syngnathiformes; Syngnathidae
Gene: slc35a5
Product: solute carrier family 35 member A5
Biological process (GO): pyrimidine nucleotide-sugar transmembrane transport
Cellular component (GO): Golgi membrane
Molecular function (GO): pyrimidine nucleotide-sugar transmembrane transporter activity
Source: RefSeq, a predicted model, not a curated record